GUCGCGAAAAGCCAGCAGAAGUCAAAACUGGAACACACAAUCCUAGCUCGCGGUACCGAACGAAACGAAGUGGGGCUAAAGAAAAUUUUCGCUGCAUUUUUCAGUGAUUUCCUGUGCUAAAAACUGCCCGUCACUAGUCGCGAAAUGUUGGCCACCGUUGGCUCUGUCCGGUUUCGGUUACAGUGCCGCUAAACGCGUUCGAUUUGGCUGAAAAAUUUGCCCGUUUAUCCAUCGAGUGAUUUUUUUUUGGUAGGGUCUUUCACUUUUCCACGCAGGGCGAGACACAGAAAGAAAGAAUAGAGAGAGGUGCCUGUGUCUAUCUGGCCCUGCUAUCAAGAAGAAGAAGUAAUAGUUUUCUUCACUGUUUGGGAGUCAGUGUGUGCAGAAAGUGCAAUUUUGCGGUAGUGCAUUGGUAGCUGGUACAUAGCGGAAUCAGGAAACGGGUCCGCUGUCCUCAAGUACCCUGCCGGUGCAGAAAAAUGUGCGAUGUUUGUGCGGGGUUCUUGAAUCUUCUGGGGUCAUACGAAGCCCGCCUGGCCAGCAAUGAAACGGAACAUCCAGUAUUUCUUUCAAAACGUGAAAUCGAGGUCGUAAUCGGGUAUAUCCAGUGUUGGCCGGCUCGGCAAUGUAUGUGCUGCUACCGCGAUCCGAAAAACUUUGAGCGGUUCAAUUUAGUGGUGCAGGCGCUCGUUUACUUCACGGUCUAUCAGUUAAAAAAUAUAAAGAACCUCUUGGACAGAGAAGAGCAAAAAACCACUGGACAAGAGGACGGCAAAGAGGAAGUUAGCGAAGGUGGAAAUAAAGAGGACUCUGCUAAAGAAGACGAAGGAAACGAUAAGCCGGAAGGUGUGGAAGAGCAAAAGGAACGGGUACAAUCGCUAGCGGAAGCAACGUUACAGGAUGACUGCUGGACGUUGCUGGAUGUCGAAAAGCUAUUGUUACUUUCGUCUAAAGCCUUCCUCCUAAACUUUCCACUCUAUGUUGCCUAUAAGCACGGAGUCCAUGCGCGGAUGGACGAGAUUUCUCCGCAAGAAGCUCAAACGCUCAGCAUAUUUUGUGAUUUGCACGACAACGAAAUUCCGGCGUUCCUGCUUAGAAAUGUUUCACUUUUUUGCACUUCCGGUGGAUUCGAUGCCAUGAUGAACAGCUUUGAUUAUUCGAAUCUACCAGUGCCGAUAGCCCAUGCCAUAACGGCUGCUAUUUCUAAUCUAAAGCUUUGGAUUAACUAUCGGUCGAUUAUUCAACUGUUUAUUCCAAUAAGGGUGAAAAUACUGCAGUACAUGUGCAAACUGUCCGACCAGGAUUUGAGAUCCCCAGCAACGAAAGCAAUGGCGGAUUUCAUGUGGACUGCCAUAAAAGAUCCUCUCGACUCUCAGAUUACCUUUGAUACGGAAGGCCUCGCCUUGGCCUUCAAAUACUUUACCAGUUCUACUUUAACAAUGCGCCUUGCUGGAAUGGCCCAAAUUAAUGCUCACAUUAAUCUGUUUAAUGAAAUCUGCACCACCGAAACGGUUGCGGAAGUUGAGAUCGUCGGCCAAAAGUUAGCCGAUUGGCUAACGGAGAAUCAAAUAAUAUCCCAUUUAUUUGGGCCAAACCUUCACGUCGAAGUCAUCAAACAGAGUCACAUCGUGUUGAACUUUCUGGCUGUGGAGAAUCAAAUCACUGAAGAUCACAUCUCCCUCAUUUGGCAGGCAGCUCAGUUAAAGCAUUGUUCGAAACCUAUUUAUGACAUCUUGCCAUCCCUGGUUAAAAAUCUAGCGCCCCGCCCUGCUACACAUUUGUACUCGUUGCUCUCUCGGCUGGAUCCUAAGGAGCACACUGAGCAAUCCAUUUAUAUCGCAUCAGCACUUACCAAGCUAAUUUGGGCACGAGAUUGUUCACGAUUAACACUGAUGGAUCUGGCUAAAAGCAACGUUCUACGAGAAGCUGCUGCCGAGGCUGCGGCUGCUGCAGCUGCUGCUGCUCAUGAAGCCGAAUUACCAUCCAGCUCUGAAAAUUCUGUCUCUGUCGACGGCAGCAACAGUGAAGAUGAGCCCCAGGAGGAAGAUAGUUCUGAUCCCGAUCAUCCUGUAGCUAUGGCUGCCGCAGCAGCUGCUGCUGCUGCAGCGGCCUCCUGCCGUUCUCAUCGUGUACAACCUGAUGGUGGUGCGAUCACAAUCCCACCAGCGAUAGCAGGACCGUCCGGUUUGGGACAGAAAAGUUCGGUUGCUGCUGCAGCCGCCGCCGCAGCUGCAGCGGCUGCCAGUUUAAUGGACGCCGACGAGUCGGACUCGGGUCUAGCCUUACCGCCUCCGUGUAAGCAGGCGAGACACAAAAACUGUUGCGACGAAACUACAGAUGACAGCAUCAAGGCCGAUCACGACAUCUAUGACGUGGAUCAACGGUUAAAGGAGAAAAUGCGCCUCCCAUUGAUCAGUCGUUCUUUGGCUGUGGCUUCAGCUUUCAACGAGGAUGCAGGAACCAGUAGCGAAGAAGAUUGCUUGAGCGUGAGCGAGGCUUUUACGGCGAUGCGAAAGAAGAUGCUCCGCAAGAAGCGCAAGAAGAUAAGUGGUUUAACUCGGAAAGAGCUGCAGGAGAUGGCAGAAAGUGUUUCGGAUGUAGAAGAUAGCGAUUUGCUGGCGGCAAUGCUUCCGGACAGCGAUUGCAGUGAUACGAAUCUGCAGAGUUCCGUGUUGCGACACAUGGGGCAUCAUGGCACGGGAGGUCCCGGCGUUUCGAGCUCCGGAGGAAGUGUUGGACCUCCGGUAGGGGAUGGUGUUCCUCCUUUCAUCGGUGCUAUGAGUGAGGGACAUUUGAUAAAUUUCCUCAAUGCUGCUGAUAACGAUGGCAGUUGUUCAUCGCCAUUGAGUAACAAAUCGGAGAAAAAUAUGGGUGAUUUUGACGACGAAGACUCGCCAUGUGAGGAAGAACUAGUGGAAUUGGCAGCAAGGGCACAAUGUUUACAUCAGCAGUUUCCUUUACCACGUUCACGCUCGCUAGGAACAGGAAUGGUCCAUGGAUCAUCGCCACAGGCUCGAACAAAUACACCGAAUAUUACCCUUACCCGAUCACAUCACGAUCAUCUGUCCAGUUCUGGUGGAAGCAUCGGUCCCAUGGCGCAUCCCAUGACACCUAGUGCAUCUAGCAGCGGUACUCCUUCCUCAACUGGUGGGAAAGGAAAACAGGGCUUGACACCGACAACCGCAGGUAAUAAAACUCCACAAGCUCCCACGAAGGAAAUGGUGGGAGUCGUCACUACCAGUGGCAGCUGCGGUAGUGGUGUAAGUGGAGGAGUUCCUUCUUCACCGAGCUUUCGGUUCCCGGACGUCUGUCAACCUGGAAACACACUACUGUGGGACUUGCUGCAGGAUGAUCAGAUUGGACAACUUGGAGAAUCCUUGGCGCUUGAAGCGGAAAAAGUCCUCGGUACGUUGCUUUGCUUCCACACGGACAAAAUCAUCCGCACUCGCUUCAUCGAAGGAUGCCUUCAGAAUCUGGCGGAAAACAAAAGUGUCGUUACAAGUCUAAGAUUGCUGCCCAAGCUGUUCGCCUCCUUCCAGCAGUUUCGAGACGUAACAACCCAUCAGGUAGUUCUGUGGGCCGAACGACAUCACCGAAUGAUGCAACAUUUCUUCAACAAUCUUAAACAUUACACAAAUGGUGCAAAUCGUUCCGGUCGUCAAUCUGGUUCGCAAGAAAUUGUUCUGAAUCAAAACGGAGCACCGUUGUACUCGCACGUGACACAGAUCCAAGUCCGGCUGCAGUUUCUGUCAUCGGUGUUCAGUGAUGUUGGAUCGCCGAGAAACUUCAAACUUACCCUCGGACAGGUUGAUACACUAUGGACCAGCCUAGCAAACGAUCCAGAAUGCAGUGACUGUUUGUUUGCAUGGUUGCAAGGGCAGGUGAAGGGAGGAGAUACUCAUGCUCUCGGAAUCAAUGCGGUUCAGCAUUUGUAUUUGAAGCGACUGUCGGAGCUGAAACCGGAAGGAAUUUCGAUGGUGGCGCUUGGACUUUUCCAGCAGCUUUUCACACUGGGAAGAGAGGAGAUCAUCAGUCAUCCGAACGAGGGACAGGAUUCAAGUGAUUCCAUUGGGAUGGAGCAUCUAUGGAAGAUAGCGCUGAGGGCACACAACACUGAUGUCUCGCUGACGGCUAUUCAAUACAUCAACACCUACUACAUGGAGAAACAGCUCAAGUAUGAGAACCAGUUUGUAGCACAAUGUAUGAAUCACCUUACGCAAGCUGUAGGAGAGCUAACCAGACAAGGCCAAGGGUCAGAAAAUGCUCUGAUGUGUGUACAGCGUGCGCUGAUGUUGUUGAACACUCACUUGGAGACUUUCCGCCGGAAGUAUGCCUAUCAUCUUAGACGAUGGGCAUUGGAGGGGAAGGAAGUAGGAGCUCAUAGUGCUCUACGUAAUGAAGGACUGGGUCCUCCAAUAAGAAUCAUUCUACAACCAGCUGGUGUCCCGGAGAAAUCUAUACUCCAUCUGCAUGCCACCGAUUUGGUUGCCGAUCUAAAGGCCGAGAUCGGCAAAUGGUGGGAAACAGUACAAGGAAUAGUGAAGACUGCACACAAUGAAACUGCCACGCGAACCGGAUCCGGUGCGGUUCUUGGUCUUCUUCUGAGUGAGGGACCUUUACGAAUAAUCACGCAAGGUCAGGAAAUAACUGCCGAAUACGACGAACGAAGCUUAGCUGAUGUCGGCUUUAAAGAUAACCAGAUGGUGUACGUUUCAAUGGGAAGUCGCGGAGGACGCCGAAGAGAUCAUCACGAUCAUCCCUCGAUGCAACCACCACCUCCGAAAGAUUGUCUACCGACGUUGCUUCUACUAAAAAGUCCAUAUUUCGAACAACUAUUUAAGCUGAUGCAAACCUUGGGUGAUAUGAAGCUUGUAGGACCCGGAGGUCGUGUCCAACCGAACACUAAGGCACAACUUCUCUCACGUAGAGUUUGGGAUAUACUCGCAGUACUCCCGACAGCUCCAUCCUUUUUGAACACUCUUAAAAACUUAACUUUUGACUAUACCAACCGUGAGUCGCCAUGUGAGCCGGAGUCAGCAGAUAUUCCGCGCUACAGUCUUGAGGAAAUUCUGGAACCUCGCAAUUUACAAAAGUUCAUGUACUCCUUACACAUUGUCGAAAGUUUGUGCAAGUCCAAGUUUAUGGGAAAUUGCUGCAGUAGUCUCGGAGGAAAUCCCGUUACACCGGGUCCCGUUGGAGUUCCGAUUGCGGCUACUUCCGGUAUGCCAGGGGGAUCCCGAUCGGCAAUCGGAACGAGUGUAGCUAGUGCGAAAAGUUUAUCGGUAAAAAAUCAGCUCAAAUUAAAAAUUUCCACCUCUAAAUCGUUGAAGAUGCAAAACCAGAAAAUGGCAAAACACCAGGCUCAGGUGCUAGCUAUUAGCAAUAGCAAUGUGACAAUGACAUCCCCGGGCAAGAAGAGCUCUUCAUCGUCAGGCAGUGAGAAGAAGAUGGACAUUUCUGUGGGUGAUGGUGAAGAGAAAAGUAGUUCAAGUGAAACGGAAAAUAAAGAAAACAAAACGGAGACCGCAAAGUCGCCGGAAAAGCUGGAGAAAAAAGAGGAUAGAGGAGAUGAACCGUUGCAGGAUGAGACCAUGCCGGCAGCAGAAGUAGAAAGUCGAACCGCAUCCGAGCAACAGCAACGUUCGCCACCGGCACCGGCACCGCAGCCGAAGCUUGCCACCAGUCCUACAAAUGCCUCGCUGGAAUGGAGCGAUCAGUUUAUCCGCUGUGGAGGAUUAGCCCAUCUGUACCGGAUUUUCAUAUCCGGCGUGCUGCAGAAGCAAUCAUCCAACAAAGACGGAGACGAUGUGAACGAGUGGCGCCACGAUUGUUUGGCCAGUUUGCUCCGGAUCCUGUGCUUGCUGGGAAUGGAAGAGUUCAAGCCGGAGAACGAAAACGCCAUCAUCAUACCGAAGCUGAACCGGAACACGUUGCUGUUACUGGAGGUGCGACCGACAUUGGAACGGAUAGCGGCUAUACUGAACGAAGAGUCGCAGCCGUUGAGUCUGCAUCACUUCAAAACGGGUCUAUUUGGGCGUGCUCAGGUCAUUCACUAUGCAAUGAAUUUGUUGGUUUGUUAUGCCCAUUCACUGUCAGAAGUAAGAGCUACAUUAUGGAAGGUAGAGGCCAACCUAGCUUGGGUUCAGCGCCUGAUUUUGGAUGAUCCUGAGCCGGCUGUGCGAAGAGAGGCUUGUGCGGCACUGUACCGCAUGUGCUUAGGAAAUGGUCAGACCUAUUACGAGUUGAUGGCACCGCUACUGUCCAAGUUGGUGGCAUUACUACCACUGGCAGAGAAAAUGCGACCUCAAAUACAGUCGUACCAUUUAUCUCCGGAUGAAGGAAAAGAACCGUAUGGACCAGCAUGUCGGGAUUACUUUUGGCUACUAUGUCGGUUGGUAGAUUCUUUAUCUCCAGAAUUGGUUAAAGAUUGUGGUGGAGAGCUGAGCAGAAAAUCGUCAUCAGCUGGAUCAAUUGGAAUCGAAUCAAUGUGCAGACAGGUUUCAAAUAGCAUUCUGGAUCGAGACUAUUUGGAAGGUCGCCACGGAAGUCCCGAUGAUGGAUUGUUUGGUUUGCUUAACUUGAUGGCAAACUUGGUAAAAUUCGACCCCCAGUUUAAGUUUAGCGACGAGGGUCAGGAGUUUAUAGCUAAAAUAUUCCAGUCGUUGUUUGAGCUUCCAUCGCCGGAGGAUCGUGAGAAACCGAAGUGCAAGAGUCACGGUGCGAGAGCAGCUGCGUAUGAUCUACUGGUAGAAAUGUGUAAAAGUGCUCCGAAGAACUAUUUAAUGCUACAUGGAAAGUUGAUGCAACAGCAUCGUGCUGGUCCACACUCUCCAUAUCCAUGGGAUUAUUGGCCACGGGACGAGGGUCGUUCUGAAUGCGGUUAUGUGGGUCUUACCAAUCUGGGAGCUACUUGUUACAUGGCUUCCUGCAUCCAGCAUCUUUUCAUGACUCCUCAGACCAGAGAUGCCAUUCUAUCCAUCUCACCAGAAGCUCCACAAAAGCACAAGGCGACAUUGUACGAACUACAGCGAAUGUUUGCCUAUUUGAUGGAAUCCGAGCGGAAGGCGUAUUGUCCGCGGUCAUUCUGUCGUGUGUAUCAGAUGGACCACCAACCGUUGAACACUGGCGAGCAGAAAGAUAUGGCAGAAUUUUUCAUCGAUUUGGUUUCUAAACUAGAGGAGAUGACACCGGAGUUAAAACUACUGGUUAAACGAGUAUUCUGUGGGGUCAUCAGUAACAAUGUGGUGUCUUUAGACUGUGGUCAUGUCAGUCGAACUUUGGAAGAAUUCUACACUGUUCGAUGUCAGGUGGCUGAUAUGCGAAAUUUACAUGAAUCUUUGGAUGAAGUCACGGUAAAAGAUACGCUAGAAGGGGAUAACAUGUACACCUGUUCUCAAUGCGGGAAGAAAGUUCGAGCCGAGAAACGAGCAUGUUUCAAGAAAUUGCCACAGAUUCUUUGCUUCAACACUAUGCGCUACACGUUCAACAUGGUUACGAUGCUGAAGGAAAAGGUUAAUACUCAUUUCAGCUUUCCGAUGCGAUUGGACAUGUCCGGAUAUGUGGAGAAGACGUUGAUGCCGCAUCACUACCAAGAAGAGAAACGAAAGUCGGAAUUACGAAGAUCGUCCUCGAGGAACGUUAGUGAAUCGAGCACGUCGGAAGGUGGAAUAUUGACAUGCAGUGGCGAAGAAAGAAGAGACGAGAAGGUCAGUUCCAGUGAUGGGCAAGAAUGCCAAACCGCAUCUUCUUCAGGCUCGGUGAAUAAUAAUGAGGCGUUGGAGAAAGCCGAACUGCAGAAGCAGCAACAAACGCUCGACGAAGAAGAUUCUGAGGAUUUCAACGAACACUAUGAGUACGAUCUGGUGGGUGUGACGGUUCACACUGGCAAUGCCGACGGUGGCCAUUACUACAGUUUUAUCAAAGAACGCAAUGAAGACAGCAAUCCAAACCAUCAGGAGCGAUGGUUUCUGUUCAACGAUGCUGAAGUAAAGCUUUUCGAUCCAUCGCAAAUUGCUGCUGAAUGUUUUGGUGGAGAGAUGACGAGUAAAACGUACGACUCGGUAACGGAAAAGUAUCUUGACUUCAGUUUCGAGAAAACCAAUUCGGCAUAUAUGUUGUUCUACGAAUGGCGUUCGAACAAAGGCACCAACAUUCAACGUGACCAAGCAGAACAUCCGUCUAGCAAACCGUACACAUGCACCUCAUCAUCAUCUUCGUCCGGUUCAACGGCUUCAUCAACUUCGUUAGUAUCGAUCCCUGCAACCACUACUACUAGUGAUCCUACCAUUCAAACUUGCGAAAGUGGUACUAGCAUCAGCACAAACUGCGCUAGCACUUCGUCACCUAAUGUUAGCAAAACGGAGCUCGAAUCCACCGAAGAAUGCAGGGACUCACAAAAAGAAACUACGAAUCCUGGCAGCUCGAACGGCCCCCGUCUAGAAUCAGCACCACUGGCAUGUGACGAAGAGCAGACUGAAAAAUUCAUCCAGAAACACCCCAGUGAAGUAUCAUUGGCAGUAGAUAACCUUAGUAAUCUAAGUAAAUGUGAUAUAGAUGUUAAGAAUAGCAUUAGAAGUGCUACUGCUGCCGUUUCAUCGCUGACACCCAAUGCAUCAUCCUCUUCGCCAUCACCGUUAGCCGCACUGCAGGCAUCUACAUUAGGUAUACUUCCACCAACAGGCCCGCUCCUGGGACCUUCCAUACUACAGUCGCCAUCUUCUUCGGCAUAUUCGUCAAUUUCGUCACUAUCGGCUCUUACCGCUUCUGCCGGCGGAAACGUUGGCCUUCCGUUGAGUGCCGUAGUUCAGCAACCUACGAUUUCCAGUGCCCUCCAACCCUGCUCAUCGACGUCUUCGUCAUCAUCACCGGCAUCGUUAUCCUGUGGACCAUCUCUUGUUGGGCUAAUCGGUCGGCUAGGCCCACCGCCAAAGCGGAAGCGCAAAGUGCUCAGCCAGGAGUUAGAGGAAUGGAUUUGGCAAGAUAAUCGACACUUUUUGCAGGAUAGAAACAUUUUCGAACAUACCUAUUUCAAUUUUAUGUGGCAAAUUUGUGGCCACAUUCCGCAAACAUUACUAGCUUUGCCCGAUAUUACGUGCAUUGCAGCGCAGCUAUCGGUAUCCUUUUUCAUUGAGACGUUCAUCCAUGCGAAAGAGAAGCCAACGAUGGUACUGUGGGUAGAGUUGCUCACCAAGCAGUUCAAUGCCAACCAGGAAGCGUGCGAGUGGUUCCUUAGCCAUAUGUCGGCUGAGCCCUGGUGGCCGGUCCAGGUUUUAAUCCAGUGUCCCAAUCAGAUGGUGCGACAGAUGUUUCAACGGCUAGUAAUUCAUGUGAUACAACGAUUAAGGCAAAGCCACAGCGCACUCUAUUUGAAGGUUGAAACCGAUGAAGAUGGCAACGAAAUAAUCGGUAAUGUAUCGUGCGUUACACGCUUCGUAAAAUCUCUUAUUAUGUUAAUGGAACAUGGCGCUCGGGCCCAUCUUCGACAUUUAUCGGAAUUUUUCGGCCUACUCUAUGAAUUUUCACGGAUGGGCGAGGAAGAAGCUCUUUUUCUUUUACGAAUAAAUGUGAUCCGAAGCGUGGCUGAUUUUUACUUAGGACACAAGGCUCAAGACUGCAUUGAAACCACCUCUGACAACGAAGAUAACUCGUCUGAUGAGGCACUAACCGUGGAUAAAAGUCGACCGGCAUCGCUGGACAAGAUGAUUGCUCUGGUAGCAUCCCUAGUGGAACGAUCACGAGGACCCGAUUUGAGAUUGCAUCUCUCCUCUCGUGAUUACAAUGCGAUCGCAGGUGGAAAAGGUUUCCCUUUUCUGUAUCAACAGAUCAAAGACAACAUCAAUCCACACCAGACGCGACAUCUGAUUCACGCACUUUGUCGAUGUGACGAGCGAUUGGCGGGGCAGAUUAUUGCGAUGCUUUUCACAGCUGUAACAAAACACACUGAACUGUGUGGACCAUUUUUUAAAUUGUUAACACUCUUGACGGAAUCUACUGGAGGACCCUCCGGACUUCCAUGCUUUUCUCAGCUUGUACUGCAACGCGUGUGGGAUGCAGCAGAAUAUUGUCCCCAGUCGGCUUUGGAUUGGUUGGCUGUGCAAGCGCCGCGAAAUAAAAUAGCGCACACGUGGAUACUGCAAUCAGCAGAACGGUGGGUCGAAACAUUCCUGCUGGCUCACAACAACGCUCGAGUACGGAAUGCAGCCGCGUACCUACUGGUGUCACUUGUCCCAUCGCAGAACUUUCGCACUAACUUUAGGGCCACUUCCCACCAUAAGCUAACGAUGCAUGCCUCUCAGCAUAGGGAGAUUUCAUGUGAAGCGCAGCUUAUUUUACAUACUAUCUUGAAUCUUCUGUUGAGAUUGUUACGAUCCGCGCGCAACUACACAGAUAUCAGUGUGCAUGGCACAACCAAGCUAACGGCGUACUUUAAUCUCAUGACGUAUUGUUUAGUGUCAAAAACGGAAAAACUGAUGCUUGGUCCACAUCUUCGAGCUUUGUGGGAAUUGUUCCACCCGCGCCUAUCGGAACCGUCCGUUCCUGCACACCACAACAAGCAAGCACUGCUAGCUUUCUGGUAUCAGGCGACGAUCGACUGCCCCGAAAAUGCGCUACUGGUAGCCAACUGUCCUGACAUCACCAGGAAUAUUGCUUUUAAUUACAUUUUAGCUGACCACGACGACUCGGAAAUCGUUACCUAUAACCGAGCGAUGCUCCCAGUGUACUAUGGCCUGUUGCGUAUGUGUUGCCAGCAGAGUCGUCUCUUAACGCGUCAACUAGCUGCUCAUCAGAAUUUGCAGUGGGCGUUCAAAAAUAUCACGCCUCAUCCGACGCAAUACCCGCUGGCUGUGGACGAAUUAUUCCGCUUGAUGACAUUGUUUGCGCAGCGCCAUCCGGAUGCAACCGAAGCGGAACAACGGGAAGUAACAAUUUUUCGCAGAACGACAUUGACGGCUUAUUUGAAUGGGCUGGAUGCUCGGGUAUCGUGGGGUACGCUGAUAGCGGCACUUCGAAUACUUGUUGACAAUGACGAUGACCGGCUGUUUGUGGUGUUAAACGGAGGUAUCACUUUAUGCUUCGAUGCACUACACACGUUGCAUUCAAUGUACCACGAGGCUACCGCUUGUCACGUUUUCGGAGAUCUACAGGAACUGUUAACUGAAGUGAUAUUGCUGAUUAGCACUUUGCGAGCUAGCUGUCGGGAGCAGAAAAAGCGUCCUCCUCCAGCACUGAUGAAAGGGCUUCCGGAUGCCGUCCGUCGGUUAGCGACCCUUUUAAACACAUUCAACCCACCGGAAAUGCGAAACAUCGCCCUAGAAGUGCUUAAAGAGUUAGUCAAAUGUGCCCCACCGGAGAUUAUCAGUACAGUACUGGUUCCUCUGUUAACUCACUGUCACGCACAGAAUGUUUCACAUGCGAUCAGUCCGCUGGGGUCGUAUUUUCCGAGACGGGGUAUGAAAGCAACCUGGCCACCGGUUUCGAAAAAUACACCACGCCCACCUCGACCGAUGGUGCAGAUGAACAUACCACAGUCGCAGAUUUGCGAGAAGGGACUGGAUAAGGACUUUGACUUGGCACUGGAGCUAUUCUAUCGUCCGUAUCAUGAGUUUUUAGAUAUAAUGUUUCGGGUAGCAGUCACUUCCAGCCAAUUCAACGAAGCGUUGGUACACUUAUCUCUGCUGACUGGGAUCGAAGCGGUGGUUCUCCAUUUCAACAUCUUCGCAAAGUUUUGGGUUGGCAUCUUUAACAACAAAACUACCAACAGGUACUCUGAGCUGCUAAUCAAGAAUCUGUUGCUAGUAGAUUAUAUUGAUGACAUAUUGAGAGACGAGAGACUGUCCUUGAACGAUCCGGUGAUUGCUAACUUUAUUGAGAUAUAUUACCCUAAGGUAAAAUCCCGCCUGGUUGUUCCUAGACUGCUGGAAUCGAUCUGCCAGCUUCUUCCAGACAAAAGCAACCUGGAAGACAUUUGCGGGGAUCUGCAAGCGAUUCGAAUUAUCGGCCAACGUACCGGCAUUCCGGCAUCGGUUAAAACAUUACUGCAGAACUCGCUACACGCGGUACUGCUAAAGUUCAAGGAUGAAAUGUACAGUGAUGAAGAAACACCCCCAAAGAGGCGUAAAAUGACAUCCGUUGCGGUUCAAUCCGGAAGCUUGGUUCAAAUGCAGCAACCGCUACUACGGUCUCCGAUAUCUGAACCGGACGAGCAGAGCGAACAGCAAUCGAAGGAACAACUGAACCGGCAGGAAGAAGAGCAGCCGAAAGAAAUCCAUUCCACAGAGGACCUGAGUGAAGGAAAAGACAACAAUACGGUUCCAGAGAGCAAUCUGUCAUCCGCGACCACGGAUAGUGCUACGGACAGCAGGGAGAAGGAAGCUACAGAAAAUAAUUCUGAAUGGCAGAAAGAGGAUGCAGAAAAGCCCACACUGAAAGAAUCAACAGCAGGGAUUAUCGAUCGGAGUGAAACGGAGGGCGAUCUAAGCCCAUCGGAAGCAGGCGAUCCCCAGUUCAGUAGUUGUGGCAGCAGUAGCAGUAGUAAUAGUGGUAAUAAACCGGUUGAAUUGGAGGACAAGAGUAAAGCGCCCACAGCGGAUAUCGUGGACCAAACAAAGCAGAGACUCUGUGAGCAGGAAUUGUACCAGCGAAAUUUAAUCAAGGACAUCGAAAGUCAUAUCGAAUUGAUAUUCGAGUGUUUGGACGAUGAUGAUGACGAUGGAGGGGAAGUACGAGCGGGAGCAUCUGUGGCAACUGCCACUAGUUCGCUCAGAGUAGCAAUAGCAGAUGAUUCAGAAUUGGAUAGAAGCAGGAUUAGUAGUGGUACGAGUCAGACCUCGUCUGCCAGUUGCCCCAGUCCUAGUAAGAUAAAACGGAGGAAUCCGUCCGGUGAUGAACCUGCCGGCAGUGGAAAUGAGAAGACUGUCGGAAAGGAACCGUCUACAGCCGAAAGAUCGAGAGAAGAAGAAACCGGCAAAUGUGAAUUGUAAGCUGUUUCACGGGACGGAUGGGUAGUAUCAAGUAAGUCGUAUCAAGCAAAGUUUCGGUAAACCAAAAUUGUGAUGUCUUUAAAAAAUAAGAUUUUUCUUUUUUAACCAAAAAUAUAAGGCGAAACGCAGAACUAGGACGACAUGUGUUAGUUUUCCUUUUGCUAAAUUCACGUAAAGUUUUCGGAUUCGAAAAUUAAACAACUAGUUCUUCUUUGGACGAUUGUGGAUAGAAAGUCUCUUGAUGAGAGUGAGUGAGAAAUUUGCAGCGCAGAGUUACAUUUUUACUGUCAGAUAGUAGUUUCCGUAUUUAGGGAAAAGGUGCUCGUGUAUUUUUUAUACUUAUUAAUCACGUUUCUUAUCGAUAUAUAUUUUUAAACAUAUAGUGAAACUCAUUUACGCGGAAAAAUGAACAUAGUAGUAGAAACAUUUAGCGAUUAAGCAAAAUCUGCUAUCGUUUCGUGUAAGUUUUCAUUAUAUACUCUUUAUCAUUGCUGCAUUCUAAGUUUACGGCUAAUUUAAAACAAAAAACUUAUUAUUAUCAUUGAUAAUAUUAUAUUCUAGAUCAUUAAAAGUGAACCCUAUUGAAAAGUGCGUAUUUAUUAAACUAGCUAGUCUACAAAAUGUCCUUAAGUUUUGUUGUAUCAUCCUAUUUGAAUAUAGAAGCAUAAGCGAGGUAGGUGAAGUUGAAAAGCUACAAAAGAAGCUAAUGUCGAGGAAAAACCGAAUUUGAUUUCUCCGUUUAGUUGAAUUGUCCACUCCACUAUGUGAAUGUUGCUCUAAAUUCGCAGAUUUUUUUUGAAAGUCGGAUUCAAUUCAAAGAGCGACUUCCGUCGUAUGACAUUAUUAUUUAUUUUUCUCGGACCAGAUACAGGAAAAAAACGGAUUCAUGAAGCUUAUCUACAGAGGAAAAAAAUCGAAGAGAAUCAGUAGAUCUCCCCCGUAUUAUUUGGUGAAUACAAAUUGUAAUGCCUCCUUUACGAUUGGAAGGAGGAAACGAAUGAAAUUAUUUUAUAAGUGUAGGAGAACAUUAAGAAAUUUCAGAGUACAUUUUCACACAAAAUACAUGCACACACAGAAAUAAAUACAAUUACGAACACUGGAAAGGUGUCAGUUGUUUUUGAAACGUUCUCAAUGUCGUACUGAAUGGAUUUAAAACAGGAAACAACCUACAGCAAAAGAAACAGUAACAUACAGAUGAAAAACAUAUUGAAAACCUCACAUACACACAUUCAAAUAAUCACUAUUAUUCAACGAAAUUCUUGCGUGAAAACAAGAAUAAAAAACAAGUUCAUGUUUUAAUUUUCA
This is a messenger RNA of Topomyia yanbarensis, 14285 nucleotides long. RefSeq names its product ubiquitin carboxyl-terminal hydrolase puf (gene puf). The transcript has 18 exons. Gene Ontology annotation, biological process: protein deubiquitination. The record is from RefSeq and is a predicted model, not a curated record. The coding region runs from base 480 to 12980 and encodes 4166 amino acids. Gene Ontology annotation, molecular function: cysteine-type endopeptidase activity; cysteine-type deubiquitinase activity. Gene Ontology annotation, cellular component: nucleus; cytosol. NCBI's taxonomy places the organism in Eukaryota, Metazoa, Arthropoda, Insecta, Diptera, Culicidae.